ACUAAAUUGGUGGUCUACGAUUUAUAAUCAAGUUCAUAAAGAUGGCUGAUACCUAUAUCAAUCUGGGAGAAGUCCAAGCUGCCACAGCUGCUGCCUCGGGUGCCGGACAAGCAACACCGGAAUCUUCAACACAAGGCCCAUCAUCAGGAAAUGCAAAAUCGCCAGCUCCACCACCAGCACCACCGCUAUCACCUGCUCCUUCUCCGGCUCCACUACCGCCUCCACCGCCUCCGCCAUCCCUUCCACCACCACCGGAAAAUGCUUUGGCAGAUGACUCACCAUUCUCUCCUCCACGUGACAAUGAGCGGCCGGUUCCAAUCAAUCCAGUGCUUGCUCCAAAAUUAUUUGAUGACAUUAACUUUGAUUCGGAUGGAAAAUCAGCUUACACCCAACUUGGAAAUCCGAAGAAAUCAAAGAGAAUCGAACCAGAAGCAAGCAAAAAGUCAAAGGGAAACAAGAAAGGAGAUGAGAAGAAGAAGAAAAAGAAGUCUCUGCAGUUUUAUUUUGCUCGUGGAUGUUUAUACUUCGUUUUCGUACUCUUCAUGGCAGUUUUCAUUGUAUGGAGCAUGGUGCUUAUCGUUGGCCUCAACUUGGUGAAUCCGUACAAAACCAAAAUGUUUGGUUUCUUCGAGGAAAUUAUACUUCAUUUUGGUUAGCAUUGUAUUUAUUGAAUGAAUAACAUGUUGAUCUAUUU
Messenger RNA from Caenorhabditis elegans, 694 nucleotides. It is a transcript of the gene K03H1.9, whose product is annotated as Ovule protein. The transcript is spliced from 3 exons. NCBI's taxonomy places the organism in Eukaryota, Metazoa, Nematoda, Chromadorea, Rhabditida, Rhabditidae. The record is from RefSeq and is marked reviewed. Bases 151 to 597 code for a protein of 148 amino acids.